Messenger RNA from Calidris pugnax (ruff), 1005 nucleotides. RefSeq names its product secreted phosphoprotein 2 (gene SPP2). Bases 126 to 686 code for a protein of 186 amino acids. Gene Ontology annotation, cellular component: extracellular region. Lineage: Eukaryota; Metazoa; Chordata; Aves; Charadriiformes; Scolopacidae. The transcript is spliced from 7 exons. The record is from RefSeq and is a predicted model, not a curated record. Gene Ontology annotation, biological process: bone remodeling.
AGCAGAGCUUGGACACAGGAAGGUCAGCUGUAGGAUCAAGGCUGCAUUUAUAUAAGGACAGAGGAAUAUGCACUGGAAAUCCUCGCUUAGAAAGGGAAAAAAACCAGGAUUUUGAAAGGCACGCUAUGAUGAUCCUAAUUUUUAUCCUCACACUGGCCGUUUCCUCGGGUUCAGGGUUUGAAGUGUAUGACUACGAAGCCCCUGUCACAGAAGAGGCUCUCAAUGCUUCCAUCACAAGGAUCAAUUCUCAGUCGUGGGGGAGAAACCUGUAUGGUGUCGUUAGGAGCCACGUCACAAGAGUUGACAUGUGGGACAGCGAUGCUUAUAGACUGGAGCUGCACUUCAGCAUUCGGGAGACCGUGUGCACCAAAGCUUCGGGGAGAGACCCGUCCACGUGUGACUUCAAAAUAGGGCCUUUCGUGCCAACUGCUUUCUGCAGAAGUGUGGUGGAAGUCUCGGGUGAGCUGAUCUCGGACGUUAUCGUGCAGUGCCACCGUGGUACAUCCAGCUCCGAAUCGAUGAGCAGCGAGGAGAUAAUGCGUAUGCCGAUCAUGAACCCCAACAGGAGAGGCAGCAGUCGCAGAGAAGAUGUAUUUUCUCCUGAAACCUUCCGUUCAAGGCGAAGAGGCAGCAGCGGUGGAGACUGGCGUAAACCCAGUUAUUUCAGCUCUGACAGGAUUGAAUAAUAUGGAUUGGGAGAAGAAAUCAAGAUUCGAAGAUCCAGAACCGUGAAGAAAGGACCUGAUGCCAUCUCCUUUUUUGUGGAAAACUACUCUGUAACGAAGUGACAGUCUUUCCCUAAAAUUGCUUUCUGCUGUGAUGUCAAGUGACCAUUGGAUGAGCUCAUGAUGAUGCUAACUGCCUGCUCUUCUCAGUCGAUAGCUGCCUUGGGAUGUGUUAGAGCUUACUGGGAGGACUUGUCCCAGACACCUAGAGUAACUGUGUCCAGUAGGUGUUGUGCCACCCUCCUAACGAUGCUAUUAAAGGAUGGUUAUCCCAUCUGUU